UGCUACUUCAUCUGCAGCUUGUCGGGCAGGGACAUACGGACCCGCUGUGCAAAGACGUGUAACGAGGGAUGUAAACCAGGGUCGUGCGACCACGUGACCGGUGACUGUGACUGUAAAGAUGGAUGGACAGGUUGGCAAUGCGAAAACCACUGUGAUACCGGGACAUAUGGACAAAACUGUAACGCGAGGUGUAACCCAGGAUGUAAAUUAGAGUCCUGCAACCACGUCACCGGUUACUGCAACUGUAAAGACGGAUGGACAGGUGGUCGUUGUAAACAAACUUGUCGGGCUGGGACAUACGGACCCCGCUGUGCAAAGACGUGUAACGAGGGAUGUAAACCAGGGUCGUGCGACCACGUGACCGGUGACUGUGACUGUAAAGAUGGAUGGACAGGUUGGCAAUGCGAAAACCGUUGUGUUGCUGGGACAUACGGACGCAACUGUACAAAGACGUGUAACGAGGGAUGUAAACCUGAACACUGCAACCGCGCCACCGGUGAUUGUAACCACAAGUGUAAAGAUGGAUGGACAGGUUGGGAAUGUCUGAACAAAUGCAGGAACGGGCGGUAUGGACCAAGAUGUAACAACUGGUGCCGCAGUCAAUGUAGGAGUUGCCACCAUGUCACAGGGAAGUGUGCCGGUAACUGCCUUUCUGGGUGGCAUGGGGAAAACUGCUCUUCACAAUGUCGACCAGGCACAUAUGGCAAGGAUUGCAUGAAUCAGUGUCAUGAAGGAUGUCAACCUGAGAAAUGCGACUCAGACAAUGGACAUUGUGGCACUUCCUGUAUAGCCGGAUGGACUGGAGAAAACUGUGUUGAUGUCUGUUCCCCUUGGACAUACGGAGAGAACUGUCUGCUGGACUGCUCCAUGGGAUGUGUCAACCAGACUUGUGACAGAACCACUGGGCGUUGUGACGUGUGUCUAGAUGGAUGGGAACACGAAGACCUGAACAUAACGAGAUGCGACAAAGAGUGCGACAAUGGAAGGUAUGGCGAAAAGUGUAAGGAAGAUUGCAACAUCCACUGUAUCAAUGCCACGUGUCACCAUGUGAAUGGCUCCUGUACUCAUGGCUGUCUGAACGGAAGAAGUGGCGAGUAUUGUGCAGUUUUUGAAGCCGGCCCCCAGAAUGUAAAUCUCAUCGUUGGACUCCUUCUCUUUCUAAUCGUCAUGAUCGCACUUGUCAUGUGUGUUGUUUUCUUUAGAGAGCCGUUGAGAAGAUUUAGGGACAAAAAGAUUGAAGAAAGGAGUACUAACGGGAUUAACCUACCUAUGGCAGCCCGUGGAGGCCAAGAUGCAUCGGAACAUGUGGCCGCCAACGACGAAGACGAGGCUAUCUAUGUCAAUGUCCCGAGUAGUGUUCCAGUGGCAGUCAGUGCCUUCAAGGAAUUCGUUGCCAGGAAGAAAGCAACAAAGGAAAUCUUGGUGAAAGAGUAUGCUGAACUCCCUAAAGGCCUGACGGCUAUUCACGACAAAGCAGUGACGCAAGUGAACAGCACGAAGAAUAGAUUUAAAGGAAUUUACCCGUAUAACCACUGUCUGGUAGUUCUGAAAGGGAAUGGUGGCAGCAGUGGCUACAUAAACGCCAGCUACAUCGAUGGACGAACAAGGGGAAAACAGUACAUCGCAACACAGGGUCCUCUGCCUAACACUGUUGUGGACUUCUGGAAGAUGAUUUGGCAAGAACAGGCCCCUGUCAUUGUCAUGCUGGCCAAUAUCACGGAAGAUGGGAGGAGACGCUGUGAGCCGUAUUGGCCCAAUGAACAAGGAGAGGACACCAAGACGUUCGGCCCCUGGAAGAUUACAGUGGCUGACUCCUGUCCUCUGGCUGACUUCACCAUCAGAACACUCACGAUAAAGAAGGGAGGCAUGCAGAGGACGGUGAAACAUGUUCACUACAUGGUGUGGCCUGACAAGGAUGUGCCAGACAACACCAUGUCUCUGGUGGAACUCAGGAACAAAGUCAGGACCUUCUGUGACUUCGCCCAAGGACCCAUGGUCGUACACUGCAGUGCUGGUGUGGGCAGAACAGGAACCUUGAUUGCUCUGGACUCCCUGAUAGAAGACGCUGAGACCGGAAACAUGGUGGACAUCUACGGCUGUGUCUGGCGACUCAGGAACUGCAGAGUCAGUAUGGUACAGACACAGUCCCAGUAUGUGUUCCUCCAUGACUGCCUCCUGGACGCUCUGUGCCAUACAGUCCUCUCCACACCCGCCAGUCUCUAUGGCAUCGCUCAUCAACAGCUAAAGAAGAACUCCAACCUUGCUGUUGCCUAUCAGAAACUCUGCGAGUGCCCUGAGACUGACCAUGUGAGUGACGCUGCCAGGGACCUCGAGAACAUCGGAAAAAACAGAAACAAGGACAUUCUUCCUGGAGACAAGCAUCGCGCUACUCUGUCAACACGCGAAGCAGGGGGCACCGACUACAUCAAUGCAGUCAUCGCUCCGUCCUAUGAGAAGCGACGCGCGUUCAUCCUCACUCAAAUCCCACUGACGUCCACAGUUGUUGACUUCUGGCGUCUCGUCCACGACUAUGACGUCCGUGGCAUCGUCCUGCUGGAGAACUACACCGACAUGGACGCGAAGUGUGGCAUGUUCUGGGCCAAAGACAAAAAGCCGACCAAGUUUGGUCCCUUCAGCGUUAGUGAAGGGAAGAUUGAGGAACAUACCGGCUUUACUAUGGAGAAAAUCUGUUACAGCCAAGGGAACGAUGAAAGGGAGGUAACCGUGUUCCGUUCUCCCGCCUGGCCUAAGAAGAGUUCACUUCCGGAAUCACCAUCUAGCCUCCUCAGCUUGAUCGACUUCCUCAGACAGUGGAACGCUGGUGCUCCUUCACCCCUUCUAGUUGUCUGCAGGGACGGAGCCACCAGAAGCGGUCUCUUCUGUGUUAUUGCCAGCGCAGUGCAGCGCCUGCUGUUGGAAAAGGAAGUCGCCCUCCAGCAGACGAUACGCAGCAUACGUUUUGUCCGGAAACAAGUUAUUCCCAACCUGGAACAAUUUGAAUUCUGCUAUGACUCUGUGAAGGCCUACAUGGACAGUUUCCAGGAAUACUCAAACUUUGCUUGAGAUGAAGUUUCAUUGAGUUAGUUCGCUAGGUGUUCUUUGUUGAGUUUUCUUUCUUUUUUUCACUUUGUUACAAUUCCAUUAUGUAUGUUUUCUAUUUUAUCGUUUCUUGAAAAUGUAUUUACAAAUCUUCGUUUCUUUUUAAUUCAGGUCGCCUGUGAGCAUUGUUCACAUGACCGACAAUAAAUGCGAUGUCAGUAGCAAUACAAAUGUGAAAUUCACAUGCCUCUUUCCAGAUGGAUCUCAUUACUGUAAAUAUUUUGUGAGAGCAUCUUUCAAAGAACUGUUGUCAGUGUUAUCACAUAGCGAGGUGUAUGUUAACAUCGGGUGAACAAAGAACUGUUGUCAGUGUUAUCACAUAGCGAGGUGUAUGUUAACAUCGGGUGAACAAAGAACAGUUGUCAGUGUUAUCACAUAGCGAGGUGUAUGUUAACAUCGAGUGAACAAAGAACUUGUCAGUGUUAUCACAUAGCGAGGUGUAUGAUAUAGCGAGGUGUAUGUUAUAACGAGGUGUAUGUUAACAUCAGGGGAAAAUAGAACUGUUGUCAGUGUUAUCAUAUAACGAGGUGUAUGUUAACAUCGGGG
Molecule: messenger RNA, 3645 nt
Organism: Haliotis rubra (blacklip abalone)
Lineage: Eukaryota; Metazoa; Mollusca; Gastropoda; Lepetellida; Haliotidae
Product: receptor-type tyrosine-protein phosphatase epsilon-like
Exons: 26
Biological process (GO): protein dephosphorylation
Molecular function (GO): protein tyrosine phosphatase activity
Source: RefSeq, a predicted model, not a curated record